GCAGCCGCCGCCGCACCGCCAUGGGCCCCAAGGGGCUCAGGUCCGGCCGGGAGUCGCUGGUGCCCGGGCUGUCGAGCUGGGAGCCCGCGCUGGUGUCCGCCCGCCUCGAGGAGGAUGGCUGGAAGCCUAGCAUCGCUUUUGUUGUUGGGACCAAGACUGAGGAUGAAAUCCACACCCAGGCCCUCUCUCUUGCUGUGCAGGUGCCACUGCGAAAGCUCUUCAGUGUGGUAACACGUGAAGACAUUUUCCGACAGAUCGCAGAAUAUGGGGGUCAAAAGGCAAAAAAGGCUAAGGAUGUGCCUAUGUACUAUGAGGUGAUAGAAUUAGCCAAAGCCUUUCUGGACAGGGGUGCAGAAAUUCCUGUAACACUAACUGGAAAGCUGUUGAAAUUUCAGUUGCUUUGUCUCAAACAGAAGGAUCUUCAGAGAAGAGAAGAGGAAAAGAAGGCAGAACAGCAGCAAAAAGAAAAAGAGAAAGAGAAAGAGAAAGAGAAAGCUAAACCUCCUGAUAAGACACCUGGAAAAGAUAGUAAAGGAAAAAAGACAACGGCACCACCCCCCAUUAAAAAGGACACCAAAUUGAAACAACGGGGAGAAAUGGAAGUGAAAGACAAAUACAUUGAUGAUGAACCAGAUGAUGGUGCUCAUCAUUACUUUAUAAUUCUGGGUUUCCCCAAUCUUCAGUUGUUGCCUGUGUUGGCUGACCUUGGGGUUAACAUUUCAAGUGUAAUUCAAAUUUCUUCUGAGAAUUACAAGCCAUUGCAGAUAUACUUGGAAGGAACUAAAGCUGAAGGACAAUUUCCAAUUUCAUCUGAAGAUGUAGAAGCAGAGAAAAGAAAGGAAGAUGAAGCUAGCAAAGACCUGGAAACAUUUUGGAAAUACCUGGAGCCAGUUCUGAACAGUGGAAAGCAUGGAUCAAGUCUCUUUGAUGUUGCCAGGUUUCAUCACCUAGUUAAGGAAAGUGACUUUCCCUCUGAUUGGUCAGACAGCAAAAUGCUGCUUGCAUUUGGUACUGUGCUGUUUGAACACAUUGCUUGUUUGAUGUAUGACUGCCUGGACUGGAGAAGACAGCAUUGCAACUACUUGGAAAACACCAAGUUUAUCAAUGUGCCUAUGUUACCAGAGAGGAAAGCAACACAACUACCUGCAAUUGAGAAACAACCGGCACCUACAAAGAUGACACCUACAAAGACGACACCUACAAAGAUAAAAGGGAAACCAGAAGGAAUCCUGCACACAGUAAUUUUGUCAGAGGCAGAUGAAGAAACUUCUAUUCUGUCUCUUUCUGUAGACAUGAGGUAUUACAAUGACUUGCUGAGUCAGAUUCCUGAUGAGUACAUUUCUGUACCCUUAAUGCUGAGCUGCAUGUUGGAACAGGUUAUUGCAAGUGAAGAAGACCUUACACCACCGAGUCUGGUGUCACCAAAGUCUCAUGCAGAUGGGCUACGUCGUGCCAUUGCAGAUCAUAUAAUCUCUGUCCUUCCUUCUCUUUCACUUCCUAUGAGUGAAAAAAAGGAUCUAUACGAGUACUUUUCUCCUAAAUACGGUGAACAGGAGACUGUCAUCCCCCAGUACCCUCUCUUAUUUAACUACCAUGAUCGCCUGGCUCAGCGGUUGCACCUGCUGAAGGUCCAGAAGAACUUAAAUCCAGAAAAGAUUGAGCAUGAAAUGAUGGAUAAACUGCCUCUUACAGAACUUAUCCAUUUCACCCCUCCUACAACUGAAAACAGCACUAAACGCUUGGCCAGACUUCACGAGCUCAUGCAUUAUUGUACUAGUGAACUUCUGAGUUGGGCUGAAGUAGAAAGAGCCUUCAGAGUGUUUACUUUUGAAAGCCUGAAGCUGACUGAGCUGAGUGACUCUGGUUUCCUGGAGAGCUCUGGAUCUAGAGUUGGAGGUGAUUCUGAAGUGUCUUAUAUCCCUUGGGAUAAUCCAGCCAUGUUUGCAAGACAGCUGAGACAACUCUUCCUUAUGGAAAGGAAGCUUAAUGAGAAAUCUCCAAGAGGCUCUGAGUAUUCAGAAAUAAGUGACGAAGAUGAAGAAGAUGAGGAAGAUGUUGUGGUUGAUCCUCUUUUGAAUGAAGAAUUGGAUCUUCUUGCUUCUGAUAUGGUGAGUCCGGAAACCUAUGGCCUAGAACAAAGUUUAGAAGCAAUAAAAAAGACACAGAGGCGUUGCUUGACAGACUGGAGUCUGGAAGAGCAUUUUCAACCACAUGUUCUUCGUCAGGUUCUUCAUACAGCAUCCCAAGAAUAUAGAUGCAUUGAUUCCUUCUAUCAUGCCCAAGAUAACUCUUUACUAAUGAUUUUUCACAAUCCUAUGAAUCAAUAUCGUCUGUGCCAAGAUACUUGGGAUAUUGCCCUGCACUCUAAUGUUGGAUUCAGGAGCUAUCUUGAGGUGGUGGCCAACUCAAUUAAAGACUGGGUGAAAGAGGAAGAAGCAAAAUACCAAAAAGAGAAGAUGGGCAGCACAUCCGGACCUGAGAAUGUAACAGAGUCUCAAUCCAAGAAUGAAGGAUGUCCCAUUAUCAGAGAAGGUUCUCUAAAGGCUUGGAAGAUGGAGCAGGACCGAUUACGAGAGGAAGAAGGGAAACAAAAGGAAGAAAAACAACAAAUGGAAGAAUAUUUGAAAAGUCAAAAGAAAAGACAGGAGAUAAAAGAUAAAGAAAGUAAAGAUUCCAGCAAAAAGCCUUCCGAAGAGAAGUCUCAAAAUGAGUCAGCAAAAGCCUCUGAACUUGAGGAGGAUCAUAGCAUUCCAGACCCAUGUUCUGGGAAAGUUUAUAAGUUUCAUGGCUACAAUACAGGGGACAAUGUCAUUCAAGUAUCAGGAACCAAUCAAUACCUUUUCCCAUCCGAUGGAGGACAGAUUCAAGUAGAGAAGAUAGAGUUUGUAAAAAGUCCAACUUUGAUAAAGGUGAAAGUAAUAAAAGACAACCACAAUUUCUUCAUUCAUAUCACUGACCCCAAGAAAAACUUUAAAGAAGCUGAAGAACAAGAAAUUAAUGAAGAACAGCAAAUUAGAUCAGGAGAAUUGAAAAAUCAGAAGAAAGCUGUGAGCAAGUUUGGAUCUUUUUCAGCCACCUUGGAAAAUGGAAUCCAGCUGUCCCUGAGCUAUUAUGGACCUACAGGGGAGGCAGCAGGUAAUGAAACAUGUCCUGUCUUAGCAAGAAUUCUGAGCAUCCCUUCUGUUCAUCUUCCAACCAUAAUUCCGACAACAGUUACUCCUAUUACACCAGCUCCAGGAAAAAAAGAUAAGUCUGACAGAAAAAGAUCAGGAAAAGCUCUGCCUUCUGCCAAAGAAAACCGUGGCAAAUUAGCCUCUUCAUCACCUGAUGACCUGGUAAAGCAAGAAGAAGAAAAGAUGGAAAUGGAAGAACCAGUUUCCCAAACACAAGAGAUGUCAGAUGCUCCUGCUUUUCCGAGUUUGAAUGUCUCGUGUCCCAAUGGACUUGUAUUAACUUUCCUUGGUGAAAGUUUUGGAGAUUCGAAAGGCGGAGCCACUAGCACUGAAGCAGAGAAAGAAGUGGAGAAAGAGGAAAGUGAGGUCAAAGCAGAUGGAGAGGAGGAAGAGGUUAUGGAAAGUGGAGAGAAGGAAGAGGUUGUGGAAAGUGGAGAGGGGGAACAUCAGGUUACAGAAGAUGAAAUAAAGCAUGAAGACACCGAAAGCAAACAGGCUGAGCAGCCUACUCUGGAAAUUCUGGUUAGACAGAGUUAUCCCCAAAAGGUAAAGAACUGUCAUCUUUAUACACCUCCGGCGAGGCAAACAGAACAAGAGAUGUCAAGAGUCAUCACUAGUCAAGGAACUGUCAUAAAGUACCUGAUGGAUGGAUCUACCCAGAUUCUGUUUGCUGAUGGCACAGUGAGUAGGAGUCCUGAUUCUGGUCCGGUCCUACCACCACCUACAAUUCCAGGUGACAUACAAUCCUUAUCAGAAUUAGAGCUUUUAUCUGAGACCAGCACUAGCAAAGGAAAACGCAGGGACAAGAGCAUUCUAUCACACUCGCUCAAGGAUGAGGAGUUUGAAAAGGCCAAUUCUAAGCAAUCUAAGGCAGGAACUUGGAUAACAACAACUCCUUUAGGCAUUCAAGUGGGCACUGAGGGUGCAACAAGAAUGGAUCUGAAGCCACUGCUCAUGUAUCAGGCCACAGACCCAGCUGAUGGAACGAUUAUGACUGUACGAGAAGAUGAGGUGAUAAUUGUUGAGAAGCCGAAGGGCAGAAGAGUAGUAGAGCAUGCUGAUGGUACCAGGAUCACAACUGUUUUUGAAAUAUGUGAACACCAUUCUGUACCAGAGGGUAGUGUGGAAACAGAAGUCAUCACAAAGAAGGUCAAAGGCACACGAGUAGAGAAUCCUGAGUUUGCUACUGUUAUAACAAAUUGUGAGGAUGGUACCUGUUGUACUGUCUUUGGAGAUGGGACAUCUAUUCUAGCAAAGCCACAGGGAACAUAUCAGGUUUCACCCAAAAAGGGAGGCUUUCUUUUCAUUGAUGAAGAUUGCUCAGCAGUUUAUACGCAUGAAGUUUAUGAUUUCAUCAGCAAGGAAGAAAAGAAACAAGCAGGGAGAUACAUUAUGAAACACACUUCCAGCACUAUUUGCGAGAUGAUGGAUCCUGAAGGAAAUAUUUUCAAGGUCAUGGUUGAUGGCAGCACAGAUGUGUGCAUUCCCAGCAUUGGCUCUGGUGGCAAGGAGGAGAGAAGUUCAGCAGCAGAUGAAGUUAACAAACUUAUCACGUAUGAUGAGCAUGCCCCCAGGUUUUUCAUCGUCUCUGCAGAUGGUUCUGGAACGGAGCUCCUGCGGAGGAAGGAUGUACUCAAGUACAUGGCUGAGGCCUGUAGUGAUCCUGCCACUGCAGUCUUGCAGGACCCUGUACAAGAACAGACAGGUAUUUUAAGUAUUACUGUUCUCUGCCCUAUGGCUGAAACAUCCCCCUGGGUAAUGAAGAAAGAACCAGAGAGUAUAGUUCCUCCAUUUCUUCAGUCAUGGACUCAGGAAGAAUCUUCUCCUCCUGAGGGGGAGAUCACAGGUCCCCCAGUUGGAACGUGUGUUUGGAAGGGUCUCUGCAUCGGAUCACCACACUUGCCAGCCUCCAUGCGAAAAUGUCCCAAAAAACUCCAAAUCCGGAGGCUAUUCCAGUACAAGCCACUCUGUGCUGAACGAAGAGAAAAGCUGCAGCUUUCCCUCAAGGAAUAUAUAGACAACAUCUUAAAGCAGGAAGAUGAGCUGGAAGAGAUGAAUGUGAAAGAACCAAGAACAGAAGAGGAAAAGGGGAGUGCUGCAAGUCUCCUAGAAAUGACUACAUCCUUCCCUGACUGGGAGAAGUCAACUGAAAAUCUCUGUGAUAGAGCCCGUGUGAGUGAGCUGUAUGAAGAGGCAGUGUUCCAGAGUCACACAGAGAAGACAAGCAUUACAAAAAGAGAGGACCAGCAGAAGGGGCCAAGUCCAGAAGGAGUAACACUAAAGUCCAAGUGGCAAAGCAAACUAGAACAGAACAGGAGAGAACUGGAUGAACAAAAGACAACAUUUAUGGCAAUAAAAAACAAAUUAUUUGCUCCAUACUUUGAAUCUGAAUUCAGCAAGGACUUUUUCCAAGAAAAGUAUCCUGAUUUGGAAACAAUGUCUAAGGAACUUCCUCCACUACAAAAAGAAGAAAGUGUGACUUCCCCUCUAGAGAUGAUAAGAGAACCCAGUGGAGCUGAAUUUCCUGAUAGCACAAGUGAUUCGUCACUUUCAUCUGGCCUUCUGCUGCAGGAUCCUUCCAAACAAAAUGAUGGUCCCAGCAGCACAACAGACCUAAACAAGGCUCCUAUAUCAGAAGAGACACCCUUUCAACGUAAAGUUCCAAGUCUGAUGGUGGAUGUUACAGGACAGACAAGAAAAGAGAAAGUAAUAUUACCAUCAUACCUUCAGGGGAAAAAACCAAACAUUAUACCAAAUAAAAAGAUAGAAGAUCCCGUCGCAGGAAAGGUCAGCAUAUCUUCUCUUGCAACAAGACAGGAUCUUACCAGCUUCCAUCUCAUCCCACCCAGAGUGACAUUUGGAGUGCUAAAGGAAGGCUGCACCUAUGCAACCACUGUAAUCAUGAAGAAUGUUGGUGUGAACUUCUCAAGAUUUCGGGUGAAGCAGCCGCCUCCAUACACAGGACUGAGAGUGAUGUACAUACCAGGACCUGUGGCAGCAGGCUUGCAGGUUGAACUGGAGAUAGAGAUUUUGGCCAUGGUAAUUGGAGGGAAGGACUCUGGUGGUCUUGAAGAAGUUUCCCAUGAUAUUGAAAUAUUAACAGAGACAGAAACUCUUCUCCUGCCUGUAAAAGCAACUGUGUUAGCCAGUGACGUUUAUGAGUGCCGCCCAGAAGGAUACCCCCAGGAGGGGAUGGCAGCAGCAGUCCAGGCAGUUCCCACAAGCCCCAAGCCACGGUUACGGAUCACACUCCCACGAAAGCCUUGAAGUUAGUGUUAGGCCCCAAGAAGAUCAACAUGAGGACCAGCAACAUUGAAAUACCUACAUUUUAGUCCAACCUUAUGGAAACAUCCCAAUGUAUUUUUUUCAUUUAUUUAAUCAGAUUAAAUGAGAAGAAAUACUUUGCCUGUUCCCUGUUAAUGGGAAAGGUGGUUCAAAAGUU
This is a messenger RNA of Corvus hawaiiensis (hawaiian crow), 6615 nucleotides long. It is a transcript of the gene SPAG17, whose product is annotated as sperm associated antigen 17. The transcript has 48 exons. Bases 21 to 6440 code for a protein of 2139 amino acids. Gene Ontology annotation, biological process: axonemal central apparatus assembly; epithelial cilium movement involved in extracellular fluid movement. Gene Ontology annotation, cellular component: axonemal central apparatus. The record is from RefSeq and is a predicted model, not a curated record. NCBI's taxonomy places the organism in Eukaryota, Metazoa, Chordata, Aves, Passeriformes, Corvidae.